Molecule: messenger RNA, 1989 nt
Organism: Andrographis paniculata
Lineage: Eukaryota; Viridiplantae; Streptophyta; Magnoliopsida; Lamiales; Acanthaceae
Product: dihydrolipoyllysine-residue acetyltransferase component 5 of pyruvate dehydrogenase complex, chloroplastic
Exons: 6
Coding region: 223-1668 (481 amino acids)
Biological process (GO): pyruvate decarboxylation to acetyl-CoA
Cellular component (GO): pyruvate dehydrogenase complex; chloroplast thylakoid; chloroplast envelope
Molecular function (GO): dihydrolipoyllysine-residue acetyltransferase activity
Source: RefSeq, a predicted model, not a curated record
UAAUAAUAAGGCAAAUGGGGGCGGGCAUAUACACUCACUUGUAAAGGUCUCGACUUUCUUGAUAAUUUCGCCAUCGCCGUAGAUUUGGGUCGAGUCUUGGAAGCUCCGCCUGCAUUCGAUGAAUUCGAGGAUCCCAUUCCCUUUUCUUCACUCUUGAUUCAGAGACGCCAUUGCCAAAGUACUAUUUCAUCCAUCCUUUGCUUCUUCUUUCUCCUUCAAGCCAUGUCGCAUUCUCAUCUCCUCCACACUUCCUUCGUCCCCACCGCUCCCCCGUCGCUCCGCCGCCGGGCAGGAUGCGCAAUUCCUCUUCCCCGGAGAGCCCACGUGAUCCAAUCGAAGAUCCGGGAGAUAUUCAUGCCGGCCCUCAGCUCCACGAUGACGGAGGGAAAGAUCGUCAGCUGGGUCAAAUCGGAGGGCGAUAAGCUCGCCAAGGGGGAGUCGGUCGUGGUGGUUGAGUCCGACAAGGCGGAUAUGGACGUGGAGUCGUUCUACGACGGGUAUUUGGCCGCCAUUAUUGUCGACGAGGGCCUCUCUGCCGCCGUCGGUUCCACGAUUGCUCUGCUCGCCGAGACCGAGGAGGAAAUCGCCCUCGCGAAAUCCAAGAAAACGUCCUCUCCCGGCGGCGCAUCGCCGGCUGUCGCAGAAGAAAAUAAUGCCCCGACAGAGCUCGAAGAAAUGCCGAGCCCCGCCCCCGCCCCCAUCGCCGCCGCUACUCCAUCAGCGAAAACUAGCCUGCCCGCCGGACCUGCAUUGGGAUCCGCCGUGCACCCGGCGUCGGACGGCGGCAAGAGAGUGGUGGCUUCGCCGUAUGCCAAGAAACUGGCGAAGGAUUUGGGUGUGGAUUUGAGGGGGAUAGUUGGGAGUGGUCCGAACGGUCGGGUGGUGGCUAAGGACGUUGAGGCUGCUGCUAUGGCUGCUGCAGCAGCAUCUGGCGGCGGUGCUACUACUGCCGCGGAAAUAGCUCUCAGAGAUAUUGUGACGCCUAGUGGCGUCGAGCUAGGCUCGGUGGUGCCAUUCACUACAAUGCAGAACGCUGUGAGCAGGAACAUGGUGGAGAGUUUGGCAGUGCCAACAUUCAGAGUGGGCUACACCAUUACUACAGACGCUUUAGAUGCUCUGUACAAGAAGAUCAAGUCUAAGGGAGUUACGAUGACGGCACUUCUUGCCAAGGCAACAGCACUUGCAUUAGUUCAGCAUCCUGUAGUAAACUCUAGUUGCAGAGAUGGUAAGAGCUUUACAUACAAUUCUCAUAUCAACAUUGCCGUGGCAGUAGCCAUUGAUGGUGGUCUGAUCACUCCAGUUCUUCAAGAUGCUGACAAGAUUGACUUAUAUUCGUUAUCAAGAAAAUGGAAAGAGCUUGUUGAUAAGGCACGAGCAAAACAGCUCCAACCACAAGAAUACACUACAGGCACUUUUACUCUAUCCAACCUUGGAAUGUUUGGUGUGGACCGAUUUGAUGCAAUAUUGCCACCAGGGACUGGGGCGAUAAUGGCUGUUGGAGCAUCUCAACCUACUCUUGUCGGCACCAAGGAUGGACGAAUUGGCUUGAAAACACAGAUGCAGGUAAAUGUCACCGCAGAUCACCGAGUGAUUUACGGCGCUGAUCUGGCAGCUUUCUUGCAAACCUUGGCCAAGAUAAUAGAGGAUCCUAAAGAUCUGACUCUUUAAAACAAUCUUCCUCAUCAUGGGAAGUUUAUGCUUUCAAAUUAUCGUCUUGUUGAUCACCAUGUUACAAACCUUCGAAAGGCCUAAAAAAUUGUAUACACGGGAGUUCGCCAUCAACAGCCAAGACUCAUCAGAGCAGUAAAAUAAACUCGGCGCGCCGUAUGUGCUUGCAUGGUGACAAAUCCUUUAGUUUUCCCAAAGCUUAGAUUGCUUCAUAGACAACCCUCAGUGGUUUCCUAGUUUUGAAACCUUUGUAUUGUUCACAAGUAUAUUGUUCGGGUUUUUGAGAUUAUUACGCUUUGAUGAGGCUGUCUUUAUGUCUAA